Aspergillus wentii DTO 134E9 is the source of this 500-nucleotide messenger RNA. RefSeq lists its product as uncharacterized. The transcript has 3 exons. Bases 28 to 327 code for a protein of 99 amino acids. NCBI's taxonomy places the organism in Eukaryota, Fungi, Ascomycota, Eurotiomycetes, Eurotiales, Aspergillaceae. The record is from RefSeq and is a predicted model, not a curated record.
UGGGGAAAUCAAUUUAUUUCAGUUAUCAUGCCUCGCCCCGUGAAUGUUCGACGACUUGUUUUGGCUGGUGCCGUGACUACGAUUACUAUUGCGGGAACCCUAUAUGGUGCGGGUGUAAAGACCGGACAAGAGGCUAAGCAGGUAGCACAGAAAUCCCGCGAAGCCACGAUUGACGAAAGGAUCGAAUCUCUCCGGAGCACACGGGAAAACCUAUCAUCUAAGAAAUUGAUGGUUGAAAAGCAGAUUCGCGAUCUAGAUGCCAGAGUUGAGGAUAAGCAACAAAAGGGGCUGGCUGCUUCGAACACAGAACGACCACAUGAUGGGUGAAGAAACCAAGAAGAUUUGAGGUUGGGAUAAAGCUGGAAAUCUUGGUUGAUUCGAUCUGUGCGAUAGAUUCCACCGUAUAUGGCCAACCUCUGCUUGUUCCUUUCGACUAGACAUUCUGAUAAGGCUACGCUGGGGAAUCUGUCCGGGCUAUUCGCACAACCCAUAAGCUGGAA